Messenger RNA from Cordyceps fumosorosea ARSEF 2679, 1080 nucleotides. RefSeq lists its product as hypothetical. The transcript has 2 exons. The record is from RefSeq and is a predicted model, not a curated record. NCBI's taxonomy places the organism in Eukaryota, Fungi, Ascomycota, Sordariomycetes, Hypocreales, Cordycipitaceae. Bases 1 to 1080 code for a protein of 359 amino acids.
AUGGAUAUUGACGCUGGACCGUCGACGUCUCACCAUCAUGGGGGUCGGCUGUCUCUGAGCGACCCGCGGAUACGAAGGCCUUUGCCGUCGGGCCCUAGACUCGAGAAGUCUCUUUCACUUCCCGGCAUCGAAUCAUUUCGGAACGAUCUCCAGACUACAGCGAAUAGGAUACUGUCGGCAACGAAUCGCGGUCGUUAUUUCGAUGUGCGCGCACUGUUGCUGGUGUGGCAAGACGACGACGACGCAGCAAGUGUGCAUGCCGCGAUCCGCGAGCUCGCGGACGUGUUUGAGAAGCAGUAUCAGUUUGCCUUUCAAAUACAGACAAUACCUUCUACGGAACAUGGACUUGCCAAAGAUACUUGGAGGUGGCUGUCGAGAACACUAGACAGAUUUGCAGAUGAGGAUGACAGGCGCGAUGUGCUCAAGAUUGUGUAUUACGCCGGCCACACGUUUCUGGACGAAAGUAGAGAAAUGUGUCUUGCUAGCUCUCGGAUUCUGGAACGGGCAACGAUGGUGAGAUGGAGCACACUGCAGCAGCCGUUGGAACAGGCAUCCUCGGAUGUCUUGGUCAUCAUGGAUGCCGCUUUUUACCCGUGUUCCCGAAUACUUCGCAAGCAGGGUGUCAUGGAAAUUCUAGGGGCGUCCAUCUCAGAGGAGCACGCAGCCUCCCUUGGCCGAUGCACGUUUACAAAAGCACUGGCCGAGCAGCUAAGGAUACGCGCCGGCCGCGCGAAACCUCUGUCGGUGACGGAGCUGCACGCCAUCUUGCUAAGCGCGUAUCCAAAGCUUGUCCAGGACCGCCAGCCGGAGGAUGAAAACGUCGUCAGCUUUCCGACGCCGUUUCACAUGAUGGUGAGCGGCAAUUCGAGAUUGCCGUCCGUCUUCCUGAGUCCACUGCACCAACACGGCACACACCGAAGUAGCUUCUCAUUCGAUAGCAUGCCGCAAAUCAGCCUCAACGUGCGACUGGCGGAUGAGAAUGUCGAUGUGGAGAGUUGGAACGAAUGGCUACGUCUGAUUCCGGAGACGGCUCGAGAGAUCCGCGUGGAUGGCCCGUUCAGGGCCCCUCCAUUCAGAUAA